AUGGGGAGCAGCCAUCGUUUGUUUCUCUUGGUAUUACUCUUUACUUGUCUUGUUGAUCAUGUUGUUCCGUCGUCUUUCUCUCCGGCGAAAGAAGCUGUUGGUCCCUUUAAUUCCAUAUACAGUUUCGGAGAUUCUUCAUCAUCAAUUGCUGAUCAUAUUGCUGAAACACUCAGUUUGCCUUCUCCCCAACCGUACACUCAACAAGGUACCGAGUUCUUCGAGUCUGGACUGAGUUUUGCGACGCCCGGAGCAACCAUCAUGAAGCCCUUUUUCUUCCUCAAAAAUGGCAUCCCAGCGCCUCCACAGUCACAUGACCUAUCUCAGAUUUCUACCUUCAUGAGGUUCUUCUAUGAAGACUGCUUCUCUUUUCAUGACUGCGGCAGAAAUAACAAGGUUCUUCCGAAGGCGCUCAUCUUUAUGGAUCAACCCGGCAUCAAUGAUUACAAGCAUGCCUUCUUACAUGGAAAAUCUAUUUCAGAGGCGUCCCUUCUCGUGCCUGAAGUGGUGGAGACUAUUAAGAAUUCAAUAGAAAGACUCAUCAACGAAGCUGGAGCCAAAACUCUCAUGGUUUCUGGAAUUCUACCUGUGGGCUGCUUUCCUGGUUUUAGGACUCUGUUUCCCGAGGGCGAUUCAAUUGGUAAAAACAGAUGCCAUAAGGGAUUGAAUAUGUUUUCGAAGCUUCACAAUGAUCACCUAUGGCAAGCAAUUCUGGAGCUGCGUUUAAAAUACCCUGAUGUUCACAUCAUAUAUGCAGAUUACUACAAAUCAUUCAUGGCUGUUCUUAAAAAUCACGCGUUCCUGGGAUUCAAGACGAAGACUUUGAUGAAGGCAUGUUGUGGAAGUGACAACGGUCCAUUCAAUUUUGAUGCACAGAAGCAGUGUGGAGAGGAAAGGGUAGCUGUAUGUUCUGAAAGGGCUUCAUAUUUAUAUUGGGAUGGAUUUCGAUUGACACCCGAGGCUUUGGAGAACCUGAUCGAUACGCUGUUCAGCAAAAAAGGAUUUGUAUUCCCAGAAUUGACGGUUGGAGAAGAAACAGCAGCAGCAGUAACAAGGCGUCAUUCCAGGAUUCUUGCACGAGUUGGAGGCAUAUCUUCUGUUAUUAGGCAUUUACUCUUCGUCUAA
Nicotiana attenuata is the source of this 1122-nucleotide messenger RNA. RefSeq names its product GDSL esterase/lipase At5g03980-like. The coding region runs from base 1 to 1122 and encodes 373 amino acids. Lineage: Eukaryota; Viridiplantae; Streptophyta; Magnoliopsida; Solanales; Solanaceae. Gene Ontology annotation, molecular function: hydrolase activity, acting on ester bonds. The transcript has a single exon. The record is from RefSeq and is a predicted model, not a curated record.